Microthlaspi erraticum is the source of this 282-nucleotide messenger RNA. The record is from the annotation of a GenBank genome assembly. NCBI's taxonomy places the organism in Eukaryota, Viridiplantae, Streptophyta, Magnoliopsida, Brassicales, Brassicaceae.
AUGAGGCUUAUCAUGUCUUUUCUCAACCCAGAAAACCAGAAUCUGCUGCAUGAUUCCUUGGAGAAGAUGACACACAUACAAGGCAGUUUGAGAGAUGCUUAUAAUCUCAUCAGAGAUUGGAUUCUCUCUAACCCUUACUGUCAGUUGCCUGAGCCCAAGGCUCUUCCACAACGCCACAAAUUGUGCGUGCAAAGGAUUGGGUGCAUUCAUGAUUUGGUCGAGAAAGUGAACACUAGAUUGGAAGAGAGGGCUUUUGCUGAGGGAGGUGCUUAUGAAGAAUAA